Varanus komodoensis (Komodo dragon) is the source of this 504-nucleotide messenger RNA. RefSeq names its product tubulin polymerization-promoting protein family member 2-like. Lineage: Eukaryota; Metazoa; Chordata; Lepidosauria; Squamata; Varanidae. Gene Ontology annotation, biological process: positive regulation of protein polymerization; microtubule bundle formation; microtubule polymerization. Gene Ontology annotation, molecular function: tubulin binding. The record is from RefSeq and is a predicted model, not a curated record. Gene Ontology annotation, cellular component: microtubule.
AUGUCCGAGGUGGAAAAGGCCUUCCGUCGCUUUGCCACAUACGGAGAUGGAGCCUCCACUGGCAACAACAUGACGGGCAAGAACUUCUCCAAGAUGUUGAGGGAGUGUGGUGUCAUGGAUGGGAAGGCUGUGACCAGCAUAGAUGUGGACAUCGUCUUCAACAAAGUCAAGACCAAGGGGGCCUGCAACAUCAACUACAUCGAGUUCCAGCAAGCCGUUAAGGAGCUGAGCAGCAAGCGCUUCAAGGGGAAGAUCCCUGAGGAGGCUCUGCUAGCCACGUUCAAGUUGAUGGAGGGCAAAGAGCCAGCCAGUGCCGGAACAACAAAAUCUGUCCAUACCGGUGCAGUGGACAGACUGACAGACACCAGCAAAUAGACGGGCUCCAAGGAGCGCUUUGACGAAAGCGGCAAGGGCAAGGGGAUAGCUGGGCGCACAGACCUGCUCGAGAACAGUGGCUGCAUUGGGGCCUACAAGGGCUCUGGAACUUACGACAAGACCCACUAG